AUGAGAUCCACCGUCUUUACAUCAAUUCUCGCAUUGGCGGCGACGAUGGCCAUGGGGUCGGCCGUGGCUCGAGCCAAGAAGCCGCCGUUUUUCUUUCUCAUCGGCGAUUCCACCGUGGCGGUCAAUGGAGGUUGGGGUGACGGCUUCCUGUCUUACCUCAAAGACCCCGCAAAGGGCGAGAACAGGGGCAAAAGUGGUUCUACCACCGUCUCCUGGAAGUCAAACGGCCGCUGGGCUUCACUCUUGCAGGGUAUCAACGACACUAGGGCAGACUACGAGCCAGUUGUCACUAUCCAGUUUGGCCACAAUGACCAGAAGAGUCUUACUUUGGAUGAGUUCAGGGCCAAUCUGGUUAAUAUCGCGACCGAGCUCAAGGACGCCGGGGCGACUCCGAUCUUCAUCACGUCUCUUACUCGCCGCCGCUUCGAAGAUGGCGAAGUGGUUCGAGAUCUUGCUGAAUGGAGGGGCAAAACGAUCGCAGCGGCAAAGGCCAGCAGCGUUAGGUGGCUUGAUCUCAACCUUGCGAGUACCGACUAUGUCAACGCCAUAGGGGAGGAAAACGCCCAGUACUAUAACCUGGCUAGCACCGAUAGAACCCACUUGGGGGAAGCUGGCGAGAUCGUUUUUGGCCGCAUGGUAGUUGACCUCUUGUUAGAGAAACGCAGCGAUCUAGACGUCUACUUCAGCGCUGACGAAGAGAUCACUGACGCUAUCGCGAACGGCGAAUUCACUACAGGAGGCAAGUGCAUCGAGGACACGAGCGAUCGUGUUUCUAUGAUGACAGAUCCCAGGACCAUGGCACUGACUGAUCAAUCCCAACUCUAUACUGCCAUGAUGAGGCGCCUUCUUGCACUCAUAUCAACUCUUGUCGCGAGCGCGUCCCCUCUUGCAGUGACGCGAGGUGUCCAUGAGCGGAACAUGAACCUGACUCUAAAAUGGGACAUUCUACCGGUCAACAGUCAACAACAAUUCCGAGGAUUGUCACCUGUGUCGGACCAAAUAGCCUGGGUGUCUGGUACAGGAGGAACGGUUCUUCGCACCACCGACGGCGGUGCUUCGUGGCAAUCAGUUGGUCCCGAAUUGUCGACCGAAGACGCCGACCUGCAGUUCCGUGACGUGCAGGCCUUCUCGGCCGAAAAGGCAAUCAUCCUAUCUAUUGGCGAAGGAGCGGACUCGCGCAUUUACAUCACGAAGAAUGGAGGAGAGUCUUGGACGCAGAGUUUCGCCAAUGAGGAGGCAUCGGCGUUUUUCAACUGCGUCGACUUUGAAGACGAUGAGAGGGGCAUUGCCGUGAGCGACCCAGUCGAUGGCAAGUUUCGAUUGAUUGAGACGCUCGAUGGGGGUAACACCUGGACCAUCGUGGACCCCAGCGGCAUGCCCUCUGCUUUAGAGGGCGAAUUCGGAUUCGCAGCCAGCGGGACUUGCAUCUCUACCGCAGCGGGUCGUUGGUAUCUUGCAUCGGGUGGCAUUGAUCCCGGCAGGAUCUUCCAGAGCGCAAACGGUUAUGAGUGGGAUGUCUCGAGCAGUGCGAUUGCGGGUGGUGCCUCGGCUGGGGUGUUCUCGGUACGAUUCAGAGACGCGCAAAACGGCAUUGCAACUGGAGGCGACUUCAACGUGGUCAAUGGUUCACUCCAUACAUCAGCAUGGUCCGAGGAUGGCGGAGAGACCUGGACCGCGUCGGAGGUGUUUCCGGGCGGAUACCGAUCGGGCUCAUCAUGGGCCCCGGGGCUGUGUGGGGUGGCUGUCGCAGUUGGACCAUCUGGCUCCGACAUCACGCUUGAUGCUGGAAAGACUUGGGUUACAUUUGACAGAGGCUCGUUCGACGCUGUCGAGUGCGUUUACGGCCGAGUCUGCUGGGCGUCCGGCUCAGCCGGAAGGGUGGGCAAGCUUUCAUUGAGAUGA
Molecule: messenger RNA, 1902 nt
Organism: Colletotrichum costaricense
Lineage: Eukaryota; Fungi; Ascomycota; Sordariomycetes; Glomerellales; Glomerellaceae
Product: oxidoreductase
Exons: 4
Coding region: 1-1902 (633 amino acids)
Molecular function (GO): protein binding; hydrolase activity
Source: RefSeq, a predicted model, not a curated record